AUGUUCUCUCAUAUCAAAGCGUUUCGAUGGCCAAUCUUGGCUGUGAGUUUGAUGACUGUAAUCAUGUUGUUUACAUGGCAGUUUGAUAGAGCGCCUGCCAAAUCAGUAAAUACAUUUGAUGCAGCUUCUUUUAUCUCGAAUGGCGAGCUUUACAAACUGCAAGUACAGGAAUCCGUGCUAAACCUGUCAAGAGUGGAGGAGCUAUCUAGUAAAUACGACAUUGCUGUUACCCACCCGCCAUUGCAAUGGACAGAACAAGAUCUGGCAUUCUUCAAAUCCGCUGCAGGAGAAACGGUAUUCUCUCAGUUAGCCUUGAUUCCCGAGGCUCAUCUUCCUCCCAACUUUGCCACCAUCACAGCAGCUGAAAGACUAUUUAAAGCACUGUUUCUGCAUUUUGACAAGAUACUAGCCAAAGACCCCUUUCAAGAUGUGCAACAUGAUCCGUCCUGGACUUUCUUUAAAAGACUGGAAAAUGCGCUUUAUCCUUGGAUCUAUCCCUAUUGGGACAAUGUAUUUCACAUCAACAACCACACCAGCGGCAAAGGCAUUGUGCUGUGUGUAGGCAACAAUCAAUUCAAGUUUGCAGCAUCGACUAUCCGAGCGAUUCGAGAAGUGUAUCACAAUGACCUCCCGAUUGAAGUGUUUUUCAUCCGAGAAAACGAUUUGGAUAUCGCCAAACGACACUAUCUGACCAGUGAAUUUGACAAUCUGACACUGAUGAAGCUGGACGACUAUGUGGACGAUUAUUAUACCAAGUUUGGCGGCUGGGCCAUGAAACCAUUUGCCAUGUUGGCGAGCAGGUUCUCUGAAAUAAUCAUGAUGGAUGCAGAUGUCUUCUUCUUCCAAGAUCCUGGCAUGCUGUUUGAGGAUGAAGGCUACAUGAUGACUGGCAGUUUGUUUUACUAUGAUCGUACCUUGUUUCCCAACUGGACAAAGGGCCCUGAUUGGAUGCGAUCCUUUCUGCCUUCCAUGAGCUCGUUUGUGCCCAAGUCUCGCUGGUUUAGAGGCCUUUCUUCUCAUGAGCAAGAGUCUGGCGUCGUGGUGAUGGAUAAAAGAAAAGCAUUGUUGGGCCUGUUAUCUGUUUGCAAAAUGAAUGGUGUGACCGAACGUGAUGAAGUGGUUUACAAGCACGUUCACGGUGACAAAGAGACGUAUUGGGUAGGCUUUGAAGUGACUCAAACACCCUACGCGUUUGUCAAGUCGUACGCUGGUGUUAUUGGCAGCUAUGGCCGUGGUGCUGCUGAUGGUUCGCCCGAGUACAUCUGUGGUAAUCAGAUCCACCUUGAUGCGGAAGGAAAGCCUCUUUGGUUGAAUGGAGGUCUGUACAGAAACAAGCAUGCCAAAGAUGGUCUCGAAUACCUCAAUUUCACCCAUUUCUCCACUGGCGACGACUGGGAUUUUGGCACCAACUGCAUAAAAAACAAAGACACUGUGCACGAUUUGGAUCCCGUGCAAAGAGUAUACGCUUUAGUGUCCGUUGAGAUUGACAAGAAACGUAUGCUGGAUCAAGAACUACUUGACAAGAAUGCAUGGAAGUUCAAAGACGCCAUGUAA
This is a messenger RNA of Mucor velutinosus, 1554 nucleotides long. RefSeq lists its product as uncharacterized. Gene Ontology annotation, cellular component: Golgi apparatus. The record is from RefSeq and is a predicted model, not a curated record. The transcript is spliced from 3 exons. Gene Ontology annotation, biological process: protein O-linked glycosylation. Gene Ontology annotation, molecular function: alpha-1,3-mannosyltransferase activity. The coding region runs from base 1 to 1554 and encodes 517 amino acids. Lineage: Eukaryota; Fungi; Mucoromycota; Mucoromycetes; Mucorales; Mucoraceae.